UCGGUCGCCGGACGUCAGCUCAGCUGCCAACUGCCAACUUCAUUCAGUUCCUUUCUGGCUGCCGUCGAACGUUGUCGUCGUUCGGUUGAAUCGAAUCGAAAAGCGCAGCUCGCCAAAAAGCCAGGCCAAAAUCUCAAAGCCACGGCUCAGUGAAACAGUUAUCAGAAAUUUUCGAAAAAACGCGUAAAUAAUUUUCGAAAAAAUAAACACCAAACAGCAGCAAGCAACCAAUUUCAAGUGGCAAAGUUAAACAAACGAAGCAAACAAACCACAGCACAUUUUUUGGAUUAAGUGCCACAUAGUUCCUGUUAGCAGCAGCAACACACACACAACAACCACUUGGAUUACUAUAAACAACAGUAUUAUCACAUAAAACUAGCACAAAAAAAUCGCUGAAAUUUUCUUCAACAAAAUUAAAUCGUUUUUAAACUACAACAAUUUGCUAGGCAACCAAAAAAAAAACAAAUAAAUAAAUGGAAAAUAUAUAAAGAGAAGAGAAAAACGAAAACAACAAACUUGUGCAACAUCCCAAAACAAAUGUGAAAGCGUGACAAACAAACAAAAGAUACGAAAAACAAAUGAGCAAAAAGUGAACAGAAGUGAAAAGUAAGAAAAAGUGAGUGUUUGAAAAUGCUGCAGUGAACCAUUUCGAAGCACAGAAAUUAACAAACGAAAAAACAGCCAGCAACAAUUUUUAAUAAAUCCACAACAACAGCAGCAACAACACAGAGAGACAAGUGUUGUUGUCCCAUGUAUUUGUUGAUGCCAUGCAAUUGAUUGUUGACAAAAUUCCCAUGUAUUCCAAACAAACAACGAAGCGCAAUUCCAAAAAGUAAGUUUUGAAGAACCUUUCAAAGAAUUGAAAAUUGAAAUUUGAUAAACAAACUGCAAAGCAAACAGUGAAAAGUGCCCAAACCAAAGCAAACAAACAAACAAGCAAGCAAACAAACAGCAAACCAGAAGAAAACCCCUUCUAGUGAACUGAUAAACUGAUAACAGCGGCGAAAGAGACAGCAACAAGCCGGGGGAGAGAGAUAGCGUUCCACAGCUGCUGCUGCUGUCGCUUCUUCCUCUUCUUCACGUGGUGCACCUGUCCCAGCCAAAAAAAAAAGAACAGCAACAACAACAGCAACUACAACUUUAACAUCAACUACGAACAACAAUAAUUUACACACCACGCGCUGUUGCCAUAAAACCCAAAAGAAAAAGAAAACUUAGGAAAAAUGAUGAAAUGAACCAGCAGGCGGGCUCCUCAAGGGCGCCAGCCACCGGGGGCCAAAUCUCACCGCCAGGUGCCACAACAGUCGGCGUGGACCAGCAGCAGCACUUGCAACAGCAGCACCAGCAACAGUACUACAACCAGCAGCAGCAGCAGCAACAGUACCAGCAACAGCAGCAGCAUCAGCGCGACAACUUCCUAGCCUACCAGCAACAACAGCAACAGCAGCAACAACAGCAGCAGCAGCAGCAACUCCAGCGAUCGGGAGGCGGCGGUGGUAACUUUAUGCUGGGCAAUGACCUGGUCGGCGGCGACAGCCUGCGCAGCCUGAACAACACCUUCGGUCCCAACUCGGAGUUCACGUCGCUGGGAGGCGCCAACAGCUCGGCAUCCUCCUCGCUGAGCGGACUGAGCAGCUCGAGCAGUCAAGGAUACACGGGCAUGGUUGCUGCCAGCCAGCAGCACCAGCAGCAACAGCCACAUCACCACCAACAGCAGCAGCAGCAGCAGCAGCAGCAGCACAUGGGCAGCAUGGAUGCCAUGGGUGGUUACAGUCAGAUGGGUGGCGGCAUGCACCCUGGACCCAACAGCGGCAUGAUGGGCAACAUGAAUGGCCAGUACAUGAACGGUGGUUCCGGCCAGGGUGGCUACAAUGGAGCCCAGGGCAUGGGCAUGGGCUACGGCGGUGGAGGCAGCAUGGGACCCCAGAGGCAUCAUCAAAUGACGCCCAUGAAUCAGAUGCAGAAUAUGUCCAUGGGCCCGGGAGUCGGUGGCAGCGGCGGCAUGGGCGGCGGCAUGAAUCCUCUCCAGCAGCAGGCGGCGCAGCAGCAAAUGGGCGGCAUGAAUCCGAUGGCCAAGAUGCAGGGCAUGGCCAAUGGUGGAUAUCCCCAGCAGGCGCCACCCAGUCUCACCCAGCAGCAGCAGCAACAACAGCGACGAAUGGCCCCCUAUCCACACCCCCAGAUGCACAUGGCCCAGAAGAGGGCGGCUGCGGCCGGAGUGGGAGGAGCGGGCGGUAUGUACCCGGGCAAUCCCAUGCAGCAGCAGCAGCAGGCGCAGAUGUACGGCAACCAGCAGAUGCAUCCCGGAUCCGGCGGUGGAGUGCCACUGCCCAUGCAGGCGGGCGGAGCUGGCAAUGGUUACGGACGCAGUGGACCCAUGGGCGCCGGCAAUGGAGGCUACGGCCGUAUGUCGGCGGCCAAUGGCAUGGGUCCCAACGGUGGACCAGUAAUGGGACCCAUGGGUCCCGGUGGCAUGACCGCUGGAGGAAUGGGUCCCGGUCCAGGGUGCAUGAGCCAGCAGCGCUUCAUGCCCCAAGGAUCCGGCGGCGGCGGAAUGCCCGGCGUGGGCUAUGGUGGCGUCGGAGGAGGAGCCGCUGCCCAUCAGGGUCAGUUCUAUCCGGGCAGUGGCCAAAGUGCUGGAAUGCAGCAGGCAGGUGGCAUGUGCCCGGCUGGUCCGGGCGCCGUGGCCACCACCGGCAAUCCCUACCAGAAUCAAGGUUUCCAGCAAAACUAUCAGCACAGUCCAGUUCCUGGCAAUCCCACGCCACCGCUGACGCCCGCCUGCAGUGUGCCCUAUGUCAGCCCCAAUCCGGACAUCAAGCCACCCAUGGACAACAGCGAAGAAAUGAGACUGACAUUCCCGGUGCGCGACGGCAUCAUCCUGGCUCCUUUCCGCCUGCUGCACAACCUGUCGGUCAGCAACCACGUGUUCCAUCUGAAGCAGAAUGUCUACAACACGCUGAUGUGCAGAAACGACUUGGAGCUGCAGCUGAAGUGCUUCCACCAGGACGACCGGCAGAUGAACACCAACUGGCCGCACACCGUCACCGUCUCCGCGAAUGCCACGCCCCUGAACAUCGAGCGGUCCGAGAAGAACAGCACCGCCCUGCGACCGCUCUACUUGAAGGCCGUGUGCCAGCCGGGCAGGAAUACGCUCCAGCUGACCGCCAGUUCCUGCUGUUGUUCUCACCUGUUUGUGCUGCAGCUAGUCCAUCGACCAUCGGUGCGCCAGGUGCUGCAGACGCUGCACAAGCGCAAUCUGCUGCCGCUGGAGCACAGUGUGCAGAAGAUCAAGCGCAAUCUGAGCCAGCCGGAGGCGAGUGCUGGACCGGAUGCCACGUCCCAGCAGCAGCAGCAGGGAGGUGGGCAACAGUGCGCCAAGAUCUCAUUGAAGUGCCCCAUCACCAAGUCACGGAUAAGACUUCCGGCCCGGGGACACGAGUGCAAGCACGUGCAGUGCUUCGAUUUGGAGGCGUAUCUGAUGAUCAACAGCGAGCGGGGAUCGUGGCGCUGCCCGGAGUGCAGCAAGUCGGCGAUCACCGAUACCCUGGAAAUCGAUCAGUACAUCUGGGCCAUACUCAACACACUGGGCAACUCGGAUGUGGAUGAGGUGAUCAUCGAUUCAUCGGCCAACUGGCGGGCGCUGCAGCACAAUGGCGGCAUGCCCAAUGCACCGCCACCCUCGAAUGUUCCUAGCAAUCCCAGUGGCGUCAGCGGAUCCGGCAAUUCCGGCAACGGAAGCGUCAACCCCACCCUGCCGGUCAUCAAACAGGAACUGUGCGACGACAUCGCCAAGGUCAUGUCGCCGGGAUCCACCCAACUGCCCACUUGGGACAGUGCGCAGGCCAUGAGUCCCUACAACAUGCACGACAUGAACUCCAUUGCCAGCGGCAACAUGAUGGGCAAUGGCGGCAACACCAACCAUGGCAAUCGCAGCAGCUACGACGGCUUCAGUGGCAACCACAGCGAUGGAAGCGGCGGAUUGCCGGGUGGCGAUGGUGGUGUCAACUCCCUCGACCAGCUGAAUGCCAUGGAGAAGUCACUCAGCGAUCAGAUGCCCCACACCCCGCACACCCCUGGAGCGGCCAGUCAUCCGAUGACGCCCGGCGGACCGCCCAGCGUAAGCAGCUCCCACAACGAACCGAUCAGCGGCGGUACGCCCAACGCCAACGGAAGCGGAAGUGGCAGCAACGGCAGCGGCAACAACAACAGCAGCACGGGCCACAACUCGCCACAGACGCCGGGCACGCCCAGUCGAAUGGGAGGCGGCGGUGGCGGCGGCAUGGGUGGAGCUGGUGCAGCAGACAGCCAGCAGCAGCAGCAGGAGCAGCUCCUCAACUCCCUGAUGAGCAGUCAAACCCAGCUGAAGUUCAGCGAAAGCGAUCUGAGUGCCGAGCUGCAGAGCUUCGAUGCGGCGGCAGCGGCCAUAAACGAUACAGCCCACGAUCUGAAUCUGCUGCAGGAUGUGGACCCCAUGGAGAUCCUGUCCUAUCUCGAUCCCCAGCCCGAUCUUAACACGCCGCCCUCGAGUGGCAGCAGCAACAACAACGCCAGCGACGACUUGCUGGCCACGUUAUUCGAGUAGACCCGAACAGGAGAAAGGGUAGCUGGGUAGCUGGGAGAGAGUUGGAGAAUUGAAGUGGCAGAAAUACCAUAAAUUGUAUAUAGUAUUAUUAAUUUUAAUGAAAUGUGCACUAGACGCCAGUCGCGUACUUCAACCAACAUUUUCGUUUCCUCACACAAACCAACAGCAGCAACAAGUAAACAUACACACAAAAAACAAACAAAAAAAAAAAAACAAAUGGAUAAACUAUUACAAACAACACACUGGAUGAGAAAUCGAAACGGAAAUUUGAAUUUGCCCGUGUUGAAAAACAAUGAAAUGUGAUUUAAAAAUUAAUUAAUUAAAUUAAUUGGCAUUUAAUUUAAAGCUAACUGAGAAAAACCCAUAAAAAUUACAAAAAAAAAUGCACACACUAAAGCGUAAAAGAAUAACAAACAGUCAUUAUACCAUAUAAAAAAUUUAAAAAUAUUUCAAUCAGUUGAGAGCAUGAAAAUUCCUUCAAUGAAAUUUACGAAUUUAAAAUGCAGCAGAAAGUCCUUUGUUCGUUUAUUUGAAGAUUACAUUUUUUGUUCGCCUUAUCCCAGACUUUUGUUGCAAAAUGUUUCUUGUUCAUUUACAAAGUAUUAAAAAAAAAAAAAGUACUAAAUCAGCAACAACAAAAUAUGAGCAAAGAAAAACAAAAACGAAAAUCAAGAAAAGAGAAACGAGAAACACAAAAUACAUACAAGUGAAAUCCCAACAAUUUUAUUACAUUUAUAAAAUGAAAACAUUUACAUUUUAAUUGUUGCAUAAUUUUAAUUAUUUUUUAAAGCCUAUCUACAUAUUAAACGUAAAUGAUUUAGCUUGGUAAAUGAUAAACGAAAUUUAACAGACCAGCGGAGGAAAUAUUAAGAAAAUAUUAACUAUAACGAACAGAAAGUAAAUGUGUACAAUUAAGUGACAAAGCAAAAAUGCAUAAUUAGUGGAUGAGAGAAACAAACUAUUAAAAGUGUAAAUCAAAUUUAAUGCUAGAUCUAAAAUAUAUUGUAUAUAUUGGAUAUGUAUGUUAUAUAUGCGGCAACAACAAAAAACACAACCCCUCCCCCAAAAAAACACACAAAAGCUAAUUAAUACAUUUAAAUAAUGAUAAUAAUAAAUGAAGAAAACAAAAAGUAUUUGCAAAACUAACAUUACAGUGUUAUAAUUUUGUUUGCGUUUUAUUUCCACACACAAUUCCCAACCAUUUUUUUGGAUUUUCUCUUGAGUUCCGAUUUGAGUUCGUCUAUACGUUUCGUACGAUGUGGUUAACAUGGACCAAUUUUUAUAUACAAAUAUAUAUGUAUAACACCCACACACCGACGAGUCUUUGAAUAGAGUAUAUACGCGAACUAUAUAUAACGGAAAAUAUAUAUAUUCAUGUACGUAUCUGAUAUGAUAUUCAAAUAUAGCGAAAUUUUUAAGCUUUGCCUCGGCUAAUUCCCCGUUCAGCGCUUAACAAAACGAAAGAAAAAUAUCGAAGAAAUCGAAGAACUCGAAAAUUUACGCGAAAUCGCCUCGAUGUGGUAGUUAAAUGAAUCUCAAAUCUCUUCUCAAUGUUAUCAAAAAAAAACACACGUAAUUAAAUUAUUAUAUAAACACGUAUAUCCAAAAGCGAAAAAGAAACAAAAUUCGUAGUGGUUUCAUUGUAAAACAAUAUUUCAUAAUGAUUAACGAACAAUUUAGCUUCAAGAUUUCGAUAUUCCAGUUCGAUUUCUUCUCUCGCUUAAUGAAAUGAUAAUGAUAAUGAAAAUGACACGAUUAAUGAUUAACGAUAACAAUAUCGAUAGGCAGUUGGGAUGCGCAAAUGUGAUUUUAUUCAAAAUAAAAUACACAUAACCAUGAUUACAAUUAAUGAAGAUUUUUAUUUGGAUCUGUGGGAUCGUUCGCUGGAACUGGCUGCGAAGGAAGAGAGUUGUACAUACGAAUAUUUAACUAACGUAAUCUUUAUGAAUGAACAUGGUAUAUAUCUGAUUAUAUAUAAUAUGUUUAAAUUUAGUUCAUAAGCUGUAAUUUUAAACGAUGGAACAAAAGCAAAUACACAUUAAAUAAUAUGAAGAGAAAUAAACCAAA
Molecule: messenger RNA, 6652 nt
Organism: Drosophila yakuba
Lineage: Eukaryota; Metazoa; Arthropoda; Insecta; Diptera; Drosophilidae
Gene: tna
Product: zinc finger MIZ domain-containing protein 2
Exons: 11
Coding region: 1232-4585 (1117 amino acids)
Biological process (GO): regulation of transcription by RNA polymerase II; protein sumoylation
Molecular function (GO): zinc ion binding; SUMO ligase activity
Source: RefSeq, a predicted model, not a curated record